Messenger RNA from Rhagoletis zephyria (snowberry fruit fly), 1926 nucleotides. The record is from RefSeq and is a predicted model, not a curated record. NCBI's taxonomy places the organism in Eukaryota, Metazoa, Arthropoda, Insecta, Diptera, Tephritidae.
AUGCCUUCCAAGCAGUCAAACAUUGCCAUCGGCAUCGACUUGGGCACGACCUACUCCUGCGUCGGUGUCUUCCAACACGGCAAGGUGGAGAUCAUCGCCAAUGACCAGGGCAACCGGACGACGCCCUCAUUCGUCAGCUUCACCGACACCGAACGACUGAUUGGCGAUGCCGCCAAGAACCAGGUGGCACUGAACCCGACGAACACCGUCUUUGACGCGAAGCGACUGAUUGGCCGCCGAUUCGACGACGCCUCUGUCCAGUCCGACAUGAAGCACUGGCCUUUUGCAGUGGUGAACGACGGCGGCAAGCCGAAGAUCCAGGUGGAGUACAAGGGCGAGACCAAACGCUUCGCCCCUGAGGAGAUCUCUGCGAUGGUCCUCACGAAGAUGAAGGAGACCGCCGAGGCGUACCUGGGAACCACGGUUACCAACGCCGUCAUCACCGUACCCGCAUAUUUUUCGGAUAGUUGCCGCCAGGCGACCAAGGACGCCGGUGCCAUUGCCGGCCUGAACGUGCUGCGCAUCAUCAACGAGCCCACCGCCGCCGCCAUUGCCUACGGCCUCGACAAGAAGGGCCAGGGUGAGAAGAACGUGCUCAUCUUUGACCUGGGCGGCGGCACCUUUGACGUCUCCAUCCUCACCAUCGUCGACGGGCUCUUCGAGGUGAAGGCGACCGCCGGUGACACCCACCUCGGCGGCGAGGACUUCGACAACCGCCUGGUGACGCACUUUGUGCAGGAGUUCAAGCGCAAGCACAAGAAGGAUCUCUCAACAAACAAACGCGCCCUCCGCCGACUGCGCACUGCUUGCGAGCGAGCCAAACGAACGCUCUCCUCCUCAUCACAGGCCUCUAUCGAGAUUGACUCGCUCUUCGAGGGCAUCGACUGGAACUCCACCAUCAGCCGCGCCCGCUUUGAGGAACUCUGCUCUGACCUUUUCCGAUCAACGCUGGACCCAGUGGAAAAAGCUCUUCGAGAUGCUAAACUGGACAAAAGUCAAAUCGACGAAAUCGUUCUUGUUGGUGGAUCGACGCGCAUCCCUAAAGUUCAGAAGCUGCUGCAGGACUACUUCAAUGGCAAGGAGCUCAACAAGUCAAUCAAUCCCGAUGAAGCAGUGGCCUACGGUGCAGCCGUUCAGGCAGCCAUCCUCAGCGGUGACACUUCCUCUUCGGUACUGAAAGACCUGCUUUUGUUGGACGUGACCCCACUGUCUCUGGGCAUUGAGACUGCCGGAGGAGUGAUGACCACCCUCAUCAGUCGCAACACUACAGUGCCAACCCGUCAAAUGAAAACUUUCACUACUUACGCGGACAACCAACCGGGCGUCUCCAUUCAAGUGUUUGAGGGAGAACGAGCAAUGACCAAAGACAACAACCGCCUGGGCUGCUUUGAGUUGAGCGGCAUUCCACCUGCUCCUCGCGGUGUCCCCCAGAUUGAGGUCACUUUCGAUAUUGACGCAAAUGGCAUCCUGAACGUCUCUGCUCAGGACAAGAGCACUGGUAAACAAAACAAAAUUACUAUUAGCAAUGACAAGGGUCGCUUGUCAAAAGAGGAGAUCAACCGAAUGGUCAACGACGCAGAAAAGUACAAAGCCGAAGAUGACCGCCACCGAGAACGCAUUGAAGCGCGCAACGCCCUUGAAGGGUACGCAUUUCAGGUGAAGCAAACACUUGAAGAAGAAGCGGUCAAAGCAAAGCUGCCCGCUGAAGACGUCACUAAGGUGCAGCAGAAGGUGAGCGACACUCUGCGCUGGCUGGACAGUAACGCUUUAGCCGAAAAAGACGAGUUUGAACACCAGCGAUCAGAACUAGAGGCAGUUUGCAAACCCGUCAUGUCCAAGCUCUAUCAACAGUCUGGCUCACAAGCCAACACAUCAUGUGGCCCGCAAGGCACUGGAAAUGGACCCACCGUAGAAGAGGUAGACUAA